This is a messenger RNA of Hemibagrus wyckioides, 597 nucleotides long. It is a transcript of the gene lsm3, whose product is annotated as LSM3 homolog, U6 small nuclear RNA and mRNA degradation associated. The transcript is spliced from 4 exons. The record is from RefSeq and is a predicted model, not a curated record. Bases 56 to 364 code for a protein of 102 amino acids. Gene Ontology annotation, cellular component: catalytic step 2 spliceosome; precatalytic spliceosome; P-body. Gene Ontology annotation, biological process: mRNA splicing, via spliceosome; P-body assembly. Gene Ontology annotation, molecular function: RNA binding. NCBI's taxonomy places the organism in Eukaryota, Metazoa, Chordata, Actinopteri, Siluriformes, Bagridae.
CUGGGUACUAUAUCUGGGUAUACGCGAAUUGCAUUCUGGGUACUGUCGCUUAAAAAUGGCGGACGACGUAGAACAGCAACCGACCACGAACACGGUGGAGGAACCUCUGGAUCUCAUUCGGUUGAGUUUGGAUGAGCGAAUUUAUGUGAAGAUGCGGAACGACCGGGAGCUUCGUGGAAGACUUCAUGCUUAUGACCAGCAUUUGAACAUGAUCCUUGGGGAUGUGGAGGAGACGGUGACGACAGUGGAGAUCGACGAGGAGACAUAUGAAGAAAUUUACAAGUCGACGAAGAGGAACAUUCCCAUGCUGUUUGUCCGUGGAGAUGGAGUCGUGCUAGUCGCUCCGCCGCUGAGAGUCGGCUAAGCUCUGAAUUAAAGACACAUUUUGGACUGUACAUUAUGAACGUUAGCUGGUUUUUGUUUAACCACAGAUUUGUAAAGUUUUUGUAUCUUUUAAGUUCGAAAAAAUGUCAAGUUAAUAUCUGCAUUGCAGAUAUUGCGUUGUUAGGUUGUGUGUUUCAGUUAGCCACUUGAAGCUAGUAUGGAUCUUCCUCCAUAUGUGCUUUGUAUUCAAAAUAAAACAUUGACUUUCAAUAA